Gymnogyps californianus (California condor) is the source of this 495-nucleotide messenger RNA. Its product is annotated as scale keratin-like. Bases 1 to 495 code for a protein of 164 amino acids. The record is from RefSeq and is a predicted model, not a curated record. Lineage: Eukaryota; Metazoa; Chordata; Aves; Accipitriformes; Cathartidae. Gene Ontology annotation, cellular component: intermediate filament. The transcript has a single exon. Gene Ontology annotation, molecular function: structural constituent of cytoskeleton.
AUGUCUUGCUACGACCUGUGCUCAACUGCUGUUGGUGGCAUCAACCGCCCCCAGCCCCUUGCUGACAGUGGGAAUGAGCCAUGUGUUCGUCAGUGCCCUGACUCCACGACCAUGAUCCAGCCGCCUCCAGUCGUUGUCACCUUCCCCGGCCCCAUCCUCAGCUCCUUCCCCCAGGAUUCAGUUGUGGGAUCCUCUGGAGCACCCGUCCUUGGUGGCUAUGGGGGCUCCCUUGGCUAUGGGGGCUCCCUUGGCUAUGGGGGCUACGGGUCCCUGGGCUAUGGGGGUCUGUAUGGCUAUGGGGGCUAUGGCUCCCUGGGCUAUGGGGUCUGUAGGAUAUGGGGCUCCUCCUUGGGCUGUGGGGGUCUGUAUGGCUAUGGGGGCUCCCUGGGUUACAGGGGCCUGUAUGGCUACGGUAGAUCCUAUGGUUCUGGCUUUUGCAGCCCUUACUCCUACCGGUACAGCAGGUAUAGCCGUGGCAGCUGCGGGCCCUGCUAA